UGGAAGAGAGACGUCGAUCACCCGACAAGGGUUUGUUGUGGUGACGUCAGUGGGACUCAAGAGUGGUGAGCAGGAAAAUUGUGCGAGAUACAAAUCCGUCACCAUGUUUCACAGGAUCUCGGCCAGUGGAGGCUCCGGAGCCCCAGCUAAUAAACCAGAAUUAUAUGAGGAAGUCAAGUUGUACAAAAAUGCCAGGGAGCGGGAAAAGUACGAUAACAUGGCUGAGCUUUUUGCGGUAGUGAAGACUCUUCAAGCUCUUGAGAAGGCUUACAUUAAGGACUGUGUGUCUCCAAAUGAGUACACAGCGGCUUGCUCCAGACUGCUGGUCCAGUACAAGGCUGCUUUCAAACAAGUCCAGGGGUCAGACGUGGGCUCCAUUGAUGAUUUCUGCAGGAAGUACAGGCUGGAUUGCCCAUUGGCCAUGGAAAGAAUUAAAGAGGACCGACCAAUUACCAUCAAGGAUGAUAAGGGCAACCUGAAUCGAUGCAUUGCAGAUAUUGUUUCACUCUUCAUCACAGUGAUGGAUAAGCUAAGGCUGGAGAUUCGGGCCAUGGAUGAGAUCCAGCCAGACCUGAGGGAGCUGAUGGAGACUAUGAACAGGAUGAGCAACGUGCCCCCAGACUUCGAGGCAAAGGACAAAGUCAACCUGUGGUUGACCACUCUUAGUGGGAUGUCUGCCUCAGACGAGCUGGACGACUCUCAAGUUCGGCAGAUGCUGUUUGACCUGGAGUCAGCAUACAAUGCCUUCAACCGCUUCUUGCAUUCCUCUUAAUUUGUUUCCCCACCCUAUUUUCCCUGGAAUUUACUGACACCUCCCUUCCAGGAAUUCUGAAGGAUGCUGAAAGCUGACAUCCCUCAUAUUGCCCCAUUAUUCUCCGUAAAAGUGCCUGGCUUCAGUGAAUUGAAUAUUUUGCAGUUUGUUGUCUUCAUGUUUAUUGGUAUCAAAGAACAGCAAAUGGCUUACACAUUGAGGGUAAUUUUCAACUGAAAGAUGACACUGUGGGGCAUUGUGAGGGUUAUAAAUAGAGAUGUACAGAAAAAAAGCAGAAUAGGAGUUCUUUUUAAAUUUGCCCACAAAACAUGUCUAUGCAUUAAAAACAGUAUCGAGGUUAGCACUGAGGUACUGAUUUUGUAGGAACCUAAAAUCUUACCAUAGCCAGCUUCUCCCUUUAUGAAGGUUCAGUAUUUUUAGCCAAUCAUUAUGUAUUUCAAUAUAUAUUAACUCUUGUUAAUAUAAUUAUUUUGUAUGCAUGAGGGAACUGCAUUCACUUGUUUGAGAUCAGAGGAGGUAGCGAUUGGCAUUGCUGCCUCACUUUGCUGGAACCUUGGGUUCAAUUCUGGGCCUGAGAUGAUAUCUGCAUGGAGUUAAUAUGUUCUCCCUGUAUUUGUGUGGGUUUCCUCUGGAUGCUCUAGUUUCAUCCUAUAGCCCAAAAACCUACUGGAAGGUUAAUUGGCUUCUGGGAAAAUUGGUCAAAGGUAUGAUUAUGUGAGCAUGUCUGUGUUUGUGUGUCUGC
Messenger RNA from Lepisosteus oculatus (spotted gar), 1514 nucleotides. It is a transcript of the gene vps28, whose product is annotated as VPS28 subunit of ESCRT-I. Gene Ontology annotation, biological process: protein transport to vacuole involved in ubiquitin-dependent protein catabolic process via the multivesicular body sorting pathway. Gene Ontology annotation, molecular function: protein-containing complex binding. Lineage: Eukaryota; Metazoa; Chordata; Actinopteri; Semionotiformes; Lepisosteidae. The record is from RefSeq and is a predicted model, not a curated record. Gene Ontology annotation, cellular component: ESCRT I complex.